Messenger RNA from Panicum virgatum (switchgrass), 1394 nucleotides. Its product is annotated as protein DETOXIFICATION 32-like. Gene Ontology annotation, molecular function: xenobiotic transmembrane transporter activity; antiporter activity. NCBI's taxonomy places the organism in Eukaryota, Viridiplantae, Streptophyta, Magnoliopsida, Poales, Poaceae. Gene Ontology annotation, cellular component: membrane. The record is from RefSeq and is a predicted model, not a curated record. The transcript has 7 exons. Gene Ontology annotation, biological process: xenobiotic detoxification by transmembrane export across the plasma membrane. The coding region runs from base 1 to 1266 and encodes 421 amino acids.
AUGGGCAGCGCGCUGGAGACGCUGAGCGGGCAGGCCGUGGGCGCCGGGCAGCUGGAGCGGCUGGGCACCUACACGCAGCAGUCGUGGAUCAUCUGCGGCGCCACCGCGGUGGCGCUCGCGCCGGCGUACGUCUUCGCCACGCCGGUGCUCAAGUCCUUCCUCCACCAGCCCGCCCACGUGGCGCACUUCGCCGGGCCGUACGCCCGGUGGGCGAUCCCGCGGCUGUUCGCGCACGCCAUGAACAUCCCGCUCCUCAUGUUCUUCCAGGCCCAGAGCAGGGUCUGGCCGGUGGUGGCCAUCUCCGGCGCGGCCCUCGCCGUGCACGUCGCGCUCACCUACCUCGCCGUGAGGCGGCUCGGGUUCGGCCUGCCCGGCGCGGCCGUCGUCGGGGACGUCUCCCACUGGCUCGUCGUGGCGGCGCAGUUCGCGUACAUGACCGGCGGCCGCUUCCCCGACGCGUGGAAGGGGUUCACCGUCCUCGCGUUCAAGAACCUCGGCGCCUUCGUCAAGCUGUCGCUCGGGUCCGCCGUCAUGAUCUGCUUGGAGUUUUGGUACUACACCACUCUUCUCGUUCUCGUCGGCCUCCUUAAACAUGCCAAACUGCAACUCGAUGUCAUGUCUGUCUGUCUCAACUACGAGUUCAUGACUAUAAUGGUUGCACUGGGCUUCAGCACGGCAGUCGGCGUAAGGGUGUCGAACGAGCUGGGUGCAAACAGGCCCAAGGAGACAAGGUUUGCAGUGGUUGUGGCAGUUUCGACAUCCAUCUUCAUCGGCGCAAUCUUCAUGGGCGCCGUCCUCAUUUGGAGGACAAGCUUGCCGAAGUUCUUCAGCGACAGCCGGGACGUGAUACAUGGGGCUUCCAGAUUGGGGUAUCUUCUCGCGGUGACCGUAUUCAUGAGCAGCAUCUGGCCCGUAUUAUCAGGUGUGGCGGUAGGAGCAGGGUGGCAAGUGCCUGUGGCGUUCAUAAACGUCGGUUGCUACUACUUAGUUGGCAUUCCGCUGGGUAUCCUGUUUGGCUUCAAGCUAAAACAUGGCGCGAUGGGCAUAUGGAUGGGCAUGUUGACAGGCACAUUUCUCCAAAUGGCUAUACUUCUUGCCAUUAUCUUCAGAACAAAGUGGGAGAAACAGGCUGAGCUUGCAGAAACGAGGAUUUUAGUUUGGGGAGGAAGGAAUGAGAACCUACCACUGAUGAAACCUCCACCUACGGAUGAGAAAAUAUUGGCGGAGGGAAGCAAGAAGAACGUAGAAUUACUGCGCACAGAUUGAUUUGAUUACAGAAUACAUUAUUCAUUUUAGGUUUAGAUAAUGUUUUUAUUGUUUGCUAGCUAGGGUGAUGGCAUGAGCAGGUGCUCCUUUAUCUUUUUCCCUUUCGAUAUUUUAGGUACAUAGUAUUA